AUGGGAAGUGCAUCAAUGGCUUCAACUUUGGUUGGAAGGCUGGAAGGUAAGGUAGCACUAAUCACCGGUGCAGCUACUGGAAUCGGCGAGUCAACCGCCAGACUGUUUGUCAAACACGGAGCUAAAGUUCUGGUUGCUGACAUCAAUGAUGAAUUGGGAGAGAAGGUAUGCAAGGAAUUGGGACCGUCAUUAGCCUUUUUUGUCCAUUGUGAUGUAACUAAUGAAUCCGAUGUAGAAGCUGCAGUUAACACAGCAGUGGCCAAGCUGCAAGGUAAGGUAGCACUAAUCACCGGUGCAGCUACUGGAAUCGGCGAGUCAACUGCCAGACUGUUUGUCAAACACGGAGCUAAAGUUCUGGUUGCUGACAUCAAUGAUGAAUCGGGAGAGCAGGUAUGCAAGGAAUUGGGACCAUCAUCAGCCUUUUUUGUCCAUUGUGAUGUAACUAAUGAAUCCGAUGUAGAAGCUGCAGUUAACACAGCAGUGGCCAAGUUUGGGAAAUUAGAUAUAAUGUACAAUAAUGCUGGUAUAGGAGGGAUACCAAAUCCAAGCAUUCUUGAAAUCGAACAAUCAGAGUUCGAAAAGAUUAUUAACGUAAACCUUGUGGGUGCAUUUUUGGGUGCUAAACACGCCGCCCGUGUUAUGAUCCCAAAUCGUCGUGGGAACAUAAUCACAACAGCAAGUACUUGUUCGAAAAUAGGUGGUGGUUCUUCACACAAUUAUGUAAGUUCAAAACAUGGGGUGGUAGGACUCACAAAGAAUUUGGCUGUGGAGCUUGGACAACAUGGCAUUCGAGUAAACUGCGUGUCACCACACGUAGUUCCUACGCGUCAAUCAAAGGAAUUCUACAAAAUGGACGAUGAGGGAUUCCGUGGUGUAUAUUCCGUCCUCAAAGGUGUUUAUCUUCAGCCAGAGGAUGUGGCCGAAGCUGUUUUGUUCUUGGCAAGUGAUGAGUCGAAGUGCGUGCAUGGACACAACCUUUUUGUUGAUGGAGGCGUCACAAUUGCGAAUUCCAAGUUUUCCAUGUUUGAGUAA
Molecule: messenger RNA, 1032 nt
Organism: Fraxinus pennsylvanica
Lineage: Eukaryota; Viridiplantae; Streptophyta; Magnoliopsida; Lamiales; Oleaceae
Source: the annotation of a GenBank genome assembly